Agrilus planipennis (emerald ash borer) is the source of this 2612-nucleotide messenger RNA. RefSeq names its product nucleolar complex protein 3 homolog (gene Noc3). The coding region runs from base 279 to 2594 and encodes 771 amino acids. Gene Ontology annotation, cellular component: nucleolus. NCBI's taxonomy places the organism in Eukaryota, Metazoa, Arthropoda, Insecta, Coleoptera, Buprestidae. The record is from RefSeq and is a predicted model, not a curated record. The transcript has 11 exons. Gene Ontology annotation, molecular function: chromatin binding. Gene Ontology annotation, biological process: DNA replication initiation.
UUUUAUGGUUAUAAUUUCUUUCUGGACUAAUUAGCAACAUAGUAAUUAAUUUAAUAAAAAUUACUUUGCUUCUACGUAUUUGCAUAACUCAUAAAUAUUUACGGGUGUAUAAAACGUUCAACGGUUAGGUAGACACAGCCGAAAGUUAAAAUUGAUGAACGAAAAAUGAAGAAGAAGAUAACUAAAACUAUUUGCUUAUGUUUUAAGCAGUUUUAAGGUUAUCGAGUAAUACAUAAACGUGUAUUUUAGUGUUUUUAUUAAUUUUAAAAUUUGAAAUAAUGACAACGAAGACUAAAAUUUCAAAAGAAAAACGUAAGAAUCAAAAACGAAAUAAGGCACUUAAGCAAGGAACUGCGAAGAAAAAGCAGAAACAUACAAAUAAACAUGUUACAAAUGGAUUUAAACCUCCUAAAACGGUUUAUUCUGACGAAGAAGAAAGCGAAGGCGAGGAUGAUAUGCUUGAUAUGGUAGAAAAAGAGGACAUUUCGUUCCUAAAAAGUGCUAUUGCAAAUAGAUCUUAUAAUCUUUUGAGUGGAAUUAAAUUUCAAGGAUCUACAUCUAAAAAGGGUACAAAAAGAAAACAUGGUGAUGAAGAUACUGAGGCAUUAGAAGAGCAUUAUGAAAACCAAACAAAGGUUGAAAAUAACGUCAAUAUAAAGAAUCUGUUGCCUAUUAAAGCACAUGGUAAAAUUAUUCCUCAAGUGAGAGUGGAAGCAAUAGAAGUUGUUCUAGAAGACAAAGAAAAAACUGACUCAGAAGAAGACACUCAGUCAGAUAAUGAAGGAAGUUUUAUUUUGGAAGAGGAUGUUGUAAAACCGAUUACUACUGUCGACCUACUUGCAUCGCAUGCUGAAUCAUUGAAUAAGAAGAAAAUUCAGAUAGGAAGUUUAUGUGCAGGAAUUUUAGAAAAUCCAGAAGAAAAAUUGGACAAUUUGAGAGUGGUUUUAAAAAUUUUAGAUGAAAAUUUAGAUGAAGCUUUCUUGACUGUCAGGAAAAUUGUAAUUGUGGCCUUACAAGAAGUUUUUAAGGAUAUUUUACCAGAAUUCAAAAUAAAACUUCAGGAAAAUACAGGAGUGAAAUUAAAAAAGGAAACAUUCAAGUUGCAAAAAUAUGAAAAUACUUUAUUGCUGUGCUAUAAAAGAUUUUUAAAGAAAUUGGAAAAGUAUAUGGGUAAAUUGAUAAGGAAAAAGGGGAAUACUCAAAAACCUACCCUUGAACAAGAAAAAUUAGGUGAACAAUCUUUACAAACAAUGUGUGAUUUACUUGUGUCUCAUCCAUAUUUCAAUUUUUCUGAAAAUAUAGCACAAGCUGUUAUACCAUUUCUUUGUAACAAAAAUAAGUCCAUUAGAUUGAUAGUUAGCUCUGCAUUUAAAAAUGUAUUCAAAGAAGAUAAAAGGGGAGAAAUUACCCUCAAGAUUGUAAGAUUAUUGAAUCAGCUACUAAAAAGACACACCCAUAAUGUAAACACAGAAAUGUUAGAGAUAUUUUUGUCACUUAAGAUUAAAGAAGUAAAUCUGGAUCAAGAAAAAGAACAUGAACUGAAGCAGAAAAAAUUGCUUUCACACAAGAAAAGAGUUUUACAGUUAUCCAAAAAAGAAAAAAAGAAAAAGAAACAACUGCAAGAGUUGGAAAAGGAGCUGUUGGAGACUAAAGCAGAGGAAAAUAAAAAAGCAAAACAACAAAAUUUAACUGAAAUUACCAAAGUUGUGUUUGGCGUUUGUUUUAGGAUACUAAAGACUUCCAAAAAUACAAAAAUGUUAGGAAUUGCUCUCGGAAUUUUAUCAAAAUUUGCCCACUGCAUAAAUAUUGACUUUUAUGUCGAUUUGGUGAACACUUUAAAAAAUUUAAUGCAAGAGGACUGGUUGAGUUACCAUGAGCGUCUUCAUUGUAUGAAGACAGUCUUUUCAAUUCUUAGUGGUCAUGGAGAAGCACUGAACAUUGAUCCAUCAUUUCUAUAUGUUAAUCUUUAUAAAGACCUUUUGACUAUUCAUGCAUCUAAAAGUCACAAUGAUUUGGAAUUAGCUUUAGAGACGCUCACUCAAGCAUUAGUAAAAAGGCGAAAAAAGGUCACCAAUAAGAGGAUCAUAGGUUUCACAAAACGUCUCAGCAUUUUGGCAUUGCAGCUUCUUCACAAUGGUAGCUUGGGUUGCUUAGGAAUAAUACGGACAUUAUUACAACAGAACCAGUUUAUUGAUGUUCUUUUGGAUUUGGAUCCUUCUUUAGGAGAUGGAAAUUAUCAACCAGAGAUAGAGGACCCUGAAUAUUGUAAUGCUUCAACAACAGCCAUGUAUGAAACAGUGUUGUUAAGUAAACAUUACCACCCCAUAGUGAGAAAUUAUUCAACGUUAGUUGCCCAUGGUGUUCAUGUUACUGGAGAUAAGAGUAUCCCAAUUGAUGUAUCAAAACUCACUCCAGAAGAACUUUGUAGAGACUUUGACAUGGCAGAAAUGGCUUUCAAUCCCCCAGUUCCUGCCCCAAAACCAAUUACAAAAGUGAAAAUGGUUGGAAGACACUGUUUUGUUAAUUCAGAUUUUCAUAGGUUUUGCUUAGAGAAAUCAAAGUUUAAAAGAGAUUGUAAAGGAAUAUUUUUGUAAUAAAAAUGUAAAUAAUUA